AUGGCCGCAUCAACAAAACUCGUUUAUCAGCGUUUCAUGGAGCGCAUAAAUCACACAUCCAAAAUCAUCUCGGUCCGCCCAGUCUCAGAGCUCCCGACAUCUGAUCAAGGACUCGUACCCGCCAACUCUGGCAUCGAGCAUGCAAUUGUCACCGACUCCACCAUCUUCUAUGUCCAGGGUGGCGGGCAGCCGUCUGAUGUCGGGGCUAUCACGUCGAAUGUGCAGUCCCCGUCUUUGUUCGAGGUGAAAUCAGUCCGCCAUCCAGCGAGCGGCAGCCAGAUCCUGCAUCUAGGCCGCUUCGUCCCAAUCGGGACACCCGGAUUCAACCCAGGACAAGAAGUCGAACAAGCCAUUGACGCUGAAACACGGAGCCUGCACUCCCGUCUCCAUACCGCCGGGCAUGUCAUGAGUCUUGCGAUUCAUGCGCUGAUUCGCGAGGGCGUGAUUCCUCCACUUAAGGAGUCGAAGGCGUCGCACUAUCCUGACGCUGCGUGGGUUAUGUUUGAGGGCACGAUUGAGGGGAAGCAUAAGGAUGCCAUCCAGGCGAAGACGGAUGAGUUUGUGCGGUCGGCGAGCCCGGUGAGGAUCCAUUGGUGGUCGAUGGAGGAGUUGAAGGAGAAGUGCUUUGGCGUUACGGAGGAUUUCAGGCUGCCUGAGGGAGAGGAACUGGGGAGAGUUGUUGAGAUGGAGGGUUUGGGGAGUUAUCCUUGUGGUGGGACGCAUGUCAAGGAUUGUAGUCUGGUGGGCAGGAUUGUGGUGAAGAAGAUCUCGCGCUCGAAGGGCGUGAGUAGGGUGUCUUAUACUGUCGAAUAG
Molecule: messenger RNA, 813 nt
Organism: Aspergillus mulundensis
Lineage: Eukaryota; Fungi; Ascomycota; Eurotiomycetes; Eurotiales; Aspergillaceae
Product: putative alanine--tRNA ligase
Exons: 1
Coding region: 1-813 (270 amino acids)
Biological process (GO): alanyl-tRNA aminoacylation; regulation of translational fidelity
Molecular function (GO): alanine-tRNA ligase activity; Ser-tRNA(Ala) deacylase activity; ATP binding
Source: RefSeq, a predicted model, not a curated record